Zymoseptoria tritici IPO323 is the source of this 1543-nucleotide messenger RNA. It is a transcript of the gene CYP-47, whose product is annotated as putative P450 monooxygenase. Gene Ontology annotation, molecular function: oxidoreductase activity, acting on paired donors, with incorporation or reduction of molecular oxygen; heme binding; monooxygenase activity. The record is from RefSeq and is a predicted model, not a curated record. The coding region runs from base 29 to 1543 and encodes 504 amino acids. The transcript is spliced from 3 exons. NCBI's taxonomy places the organism in Eukaryota, Fungi, Ascomycota, Dothideomycetes, Mycosphaerellales, Mycosphaerellaceae.
GUUACGAACAGUCAAUCCUGAUGGCAUCAUGGCCCAUUUGGCCUCGUAUCUCCUUCCAAUCCUCUUCCUCCUCUUCCUGCUGUCAUUCGUACACGCCAAGUUCAACGGCCUGAAUAAGAUACCUGGACCAACAAUCGCUUCCUUCACCAAACUCUGGCGUCUCUACGACGUCUGGCAAGGCCAGGCACACUGGACUGCUAUAAAGCUUCACAGAAAGUACGGCAAGCUUGUCAGGAUUGCUCCAAAUGUCGUCUCCGUUGGCGAUCCGGACGAGAUUCAAAGGAUCUACAAUAUCAAGGGAAACUUCACGAAGACGGCGUUCUAUCCGAUACAGAGUAUCUCCUGGCAGAAGAAGCCGCAGCCGAACCUCUUUUCGGAACGAAAUGAGGCAGAGCACCGUGAGCAAAGAAGGAAGGUGGCCAAUGCUUAUACGCUGGAGUCUCUGUUGAAGAUGGAACCUGCAAUCGACGAGUGCACCAAGCUCUUCCUCAGUAAGAUGGGAGAGUACGCCGAUCGCGAUGAGCCAGUGGACUUGGGACAGUGGUUACAGUACUACGCAUUCGACGUAGUCGGCGAGCUGACCUUUGCAAAGAAGCUCGGUUUCUUGGAAAAGGGUGGAGACGUGGACGGCAUGAUCGAGGCCAUUGAAGGAAUGUUGGUCUAUGCCUCGCACUGCGGCCAAGUCCCCGAGAUGCAUCCGUGGCUGCUCGGUAAUCCUCUAUUUUCAAUCAUGCUCCCUGCGAUGGAGACUUGGAAUGGCGUCCUGAUGUUCACGUUAAAGGCCAUCAAUAGUCGCACAACCUUGUCUCGGGACGGGGAAUUGGAGCUGGAGAAUCGUGUUGGUAACGACUUCCUUUCGAAGUGGGCUGCUGUCAAGGCUUUUGACCCGCUGAAGAUGAGCACGCGGGACGUCGUUGUGCAUCUUAGCGGCAAUGUCUUUGCCGGAAGCGACACCACGGCAAUCGCCCUUCGAGCGAUCUUGUACUUCCUCAUGAAGCAUCCCGACAAGCUUCGCAAGCUCCAGCGAGAAAUCGACGAUGCCCACAACGCCGGAAAAUUGAGCGAUCCCAUCAGCGACAAGGAAGCAAGAGACCUUCCCUACCUCAACGCCGUGGAGAAAGAAGCAAUGAGACUGCACUCCUCAGUGGGUCUGAUCCUCGAGCGUCACGUCCCUGCCGAAGGCGCAACUAUUUGUGGAGAGCUCAUUCCAGGCGGUACCAUCGUCGGGAUCAAUCCAUGGGUGUUGCAAUACGACCCCGAGGUGUUUCCAGACCCGGAGGCCUUCGUCCCGGAACGCUGGAUUGAUUCCUCGCCCGAUCGGCUGGCUGCUAUGGAUAAAUCGUUCUUCACGUUUGGUGCGGGUAGUCGUGCUUGUCUUGGACGGUACAUUAGUAUGAUUGAGAUGCGUAAGGUCAUUCCUCAGCUUUUGAGGGAGUUUGAUAUCAGCUUGCAGGGAGAUGAGGAAUGGAAGGUGAAGAAUGUGUGGUUCACGCAGCAGGAUAUGCCGAAGUGUAUCAUGAGAAGGCGGUCGAAGAUGGAAUGA